AUGGUGAUGGAGGCUCAGAACGAGCGUUCAACUCGAGUUGAAGCGGUUUUGGAGCUCAAGAAAGACUUGGACACGUCUGCUGCGAGGAUUGGAGCUCAAAGUGCUGCUAUUCAAGCUCGAGAUCAAGCCGAAAAGGCUCAACAAGCUCGAGUGCAUCAGGAUCUAUUAGAUCAGGGUAAAAACCCGUACGAGGUGACCAGACGUAAAGUGGUGCAGCGAGAAGCGCGCAAAGAGCGAUCACGUAUUGAACGCAAUAUUCAAGACCGCGAGACGAAACUUUUAGGUCGAAUUGAAGCGGAAAAGUUCAUUCAGAGACGACGCGAGAAGAUUGAAGCCGAACAUCGAGCGUACGAGAGGAAAUACCAGCGAGAAAUGGGUCGAGCAGCUCAAGAAGAACGCACAAAUGCCUAUUUGUUGUCCCGAACUGGUAAAGAAUCGCUGGAUCCUACUGGUAAACUGGUGCGAGUGUAUCCAUCUCAAGAGACAACGAUCAAGGACAACAGUUUUGGCCUCGGACGAAGCGCUGUUUUAACGCCGAAACAUCGAAAACGUGUGGUUGAAAAGGUUUUAUCCAAAGCGACUCAUACUGCAACAGAGGCAAGCUCGAUGCUGCUACCUCGAAGACACAGAACGCAACAAGAUUCGGACGAUCCAGCAACUAACUCUAGUAGAACUGAAGGAGAAAAAACAAGUGCUGAAACGGUUUUUAUUCCGUCGCUUCCUGGAGUAAAACCAGGGCAGGAUUCACGUAAAGUAAAUCACGCUCUCUUGUCAAGUAGCGAUGUAAAGCUUCCACCGAUUAGAAACAUUUCGAAAGACCAUCGACAAGAAGAUGAAGAGAACCAGGACGUGUCUGGAUCAAUUAAACGCAAGCCAAGAACUCGCAGUGUAUUGGAGGAGCGACAAUUGACAAAAGCUCGACAACGACAGAAAGAUUCGCGGUUUACUCAGUCCCAAGUUGUGUGGGGUAAGACGUUCAGUGGGAAAGCAUUCCUGGCCAAUCCUUCGGUACUUUGGUUUAAAGAUUUCGACGUGAAUCGUGCUUUUACUCUUGGUUUUACGCUCACGAAUGUUUCAAACACAUUUAACCAGUUUCGGCUACUACCGAUGGACGAAGAGGUGAUCGAGUUGUUUGAUAUCGUGUAUGAAAAACCCGGUCGUAUGUCUGCUGGAAUGAGUUGUCUAUUGAAAAUGACGUUUACGGGUACAGAAGAGCGAGACUUGGAGACGACGUUAUCUGUAGCGUCUCCCACUGGGGUUUUUCAACUACCAGUUCGAUGCACCUGUAAGAAAGCUGUGCCGAUUCUAGCACAACGUGAGGUUCAUUUUCCAGAAAUUGUGGCUGGAGAACGUAAGACCGUCAGUCUGACACUUGCGAACGAGGGAGCACUACCGUUAGAAUACCGAGUACGCCGUCUACUGGCAACAAUUGAACCAGAGCCGGUGUCUAGCGUGGCCCAAAAUGAGCUGGAAACUAACGAUAAGCCUACUGAAACUACUGAGGACGAUGCAGAUGUUGAUAUCGAGAACACUAAUGAUGCUGAGAUACAGAAUGAUGACAUUUCCAACGAGAACCCUCAAGAAGACAGUGGACAAGCUGUAGAAGACGCUGAUAGUGCGAGAAACCUCCAACAAAUAAUAUCUGAUGAACCACGUCCUGUGUCUCGUACCACCAGUGCAGCGUCAACAAAACUAUCAACCGAUAACCAGCCAGAAGCUAUUGAAGAUGUUAAUGAUCCAUUUACCUCAGAUGAGCAAGAGUUAAUUGAUCGUGUGCUUGAAACAACAGUAUUCAGUCCUGAAGGUUCUGACGAGCCAAUCCGGUUUACAGGACGAGGUGUCGUUGCUCCAUAUUCUAGCAGCUCAGUAUCGUUUACAUUCGCACCCGUUGCUGCCAUGAAUCUAAACAACCAGCCGUUUGUAUUUGAAUUCCCGACUCCAUCAUCUGGAAUCUCUUCGCCAGAUCUUCGAUUACUGGCGGCCAUUCCGGUUCAAGUAUCGGGUGUUGCCGCGCAAGUUCCGAUCUUUGUUUCUCGCUCACAACUGGACUUCCGAUGUUGCGCGUAUGGGAAGCUCUAUCGCCAUCAAUUCAUUAUCUGUAAUCGCGGUAAAGUUGCUCUUAAAGUCCAGAUACAAGUGCCCAAACCGUUGGUAGGAUACGUCGAAUUCAACCCUAGCUUUGGGUUCGUACAGGCGAUGGCGUUAGAACAGGGAAUAUUUUCCGUGCAGGUGAAAUUCCGUCCAGAAGUUAAGAUGUGGAAACGAAUCGAGCGCGCUGGAUUGGGCUCCCGUGAGCUCGGAAUGCUGGCAGUUCCGGUUCAAGUACUAGUGCCCGAUCAAGUGAUUCCUGUCUUCUUCUUACUCACCGCGAGACUGACACCUACUGAACUGCUUAUUAAGACUGGGAACCCUGAUAAAGGACUUCAUUUCGGGGCAUGUUUUAUUGGACAGAGUGUUAGCCACCAGCUUACAAUUUCCAAUACUGCACGAGUUCCGCAACGUAUUGGCGUUACCUUAUUACCGAAAGAUGUGACUGUAGCCGACGUAUCAGGAGGAGUGGGGAUUGUGUUGUUACCGGGUGAGGAACGAACGUUGCGCGUUGUGUAUACACCGAGUUUUCCGGGUGUUCUUAAAGGAGCUGGUACUAUGGGACGGUUAAAACCUGUUUUAACAUUGUGGUCAUCGACGUUUAAUCACGAGUAUAAUUUGCCAUGUUCAGGCAGUGGAGUGGCCAGUGACCUGGUUUUCUCUCACUCUGCUGUUCGUCUUGGUGCGACGUCAUUGGGUCAAACACAAACGUGUAACGUUAAAUUGACAAACCAGUCAGAUCGACAUACCCGUCUGGUAGAAUUGAGAUUGCCAAUUGAAGCUGCAUCGUUUUUGAGAAUUACUCCGCUUGUAACACGUUUGAGACCACGCGAGUCUGUACGUCUGGAAAUCGACUUUGAACCUACUGACGACAUAUUCAAGCUGGUUAAAACGUGUUAUUACGAGGCGAAAUCGACCGAAAAUGGCUCAGUGGCCUCUGCACCAUGCGUUCGCGUUGAGCUGACUACAGAGGACCCAAUCGAUCAGGACGGACCUCGUAGUUGUCAUUUUACGUGGACUAUUCUGUGCUUCCAUCAGGUCGAAGGGACGACUGACGACAGCGAAUGCACGUCGUUCCCAGCUUUGGAAGUCCGAACAACCGCAGUGGAACCUUUUUUUAUUCCUUCAACAACUAGUAUGGAUUUCGGGCAGGUGGCAAUUGGUCAGGCUCUACUCCGUGAUCUCAUUCUUGAGACGACACCUAGUACUACUGAGAGCGUAUUAGUACGUGCUCAACCACUGCAUAUUUUGGGUGCUUUUCGAAUGAUAGGAGCUUUACGUGAGGUCCCAGCUGACAAAAAGAAGCGAGCUAUUCGUAUUGAAUUCGAGCCACGCACUCCGUUGACGUAUGAAGAUGAACUGGAGCUUUCAGCUUUGGGGGUAAAUAUCCGAGUUAACCUUCGUGGGAUAGGGAUUAACCCUAGUUUAUCUCUCACUCCUGAAGACGGGAACGUGGAUUUCCAAGACGUAUUGGCGCGUACACGUAAUCUACAAGAACUGAUAUUGACAAACGGUAGUGCCUUCCCAUUGGCCUUCUCAAUCAUCGCAGUAGAUGAUACCGAGGUGUACACAACCUCGACAGGAUUGCCGGUGUUUACGUUCUCCCCUACCAGCGGUAUCAUCCCUGAGAAUGGCUCUUUAAACGUACAAGUCGUCUUCCAGCCAGACCACCAGAGACCGGACCAUUAUUCUCAACGGUUCCGUAUCAAAGUGCCCAAUGAAAGUGAACAACACGUUGUUAGUGUCUCUGGUCGCUGUUGGGAGAACCAGCUAUAUGUGUUUGCCCCCGCUGCAGAAGCUGUUGAACCAAGCGAUAGAGAGCCACUAUUGACGCUCCAGCCAGUGGACGAUCUCUUCGAUCUCCCUCCUAGUAUUUCGCUAAGCCAACUGCCAUUAAGUAUGGGAGUUAACGACCUACCAGCUUCGGGACUACGUAAAUCAUCGACCUCGUUUGUGGUUACGUUUACUGGAGACGAAGUUGAUGUUACAAAAGCCACAAAGACUCUGUUCGUUGGUAGCACAACACCGAGUAGUGGAGUCUAUGGUGGACUCGAUGAAGGCCCUGUUAGUACGCUUGGUGGCUCUGCUGGAUCGUUUGAACUCGUUGUGGAUGCCUCAUCGCCUCACGCGAAGUUGUUUACCUUUGAACCUGCACGCGGUGCGAUCGCUGCUGGCCAACAGCUUGCAGUCCAAGUAACGUACAACCCACCAGUAGCGGACACAACCACGUUAUCAAGUUCUGCAAUUUCUGGGCCCACAAAGUCAGUGCAGCGUCGGCCUGAGUUGGAAGUGCGGCAAUGGGUACAGGUUCGAGUGCAAUGCGUAUUGAAAGGUGGAGCGCUUUGGCGUACGUUGCCUGCGAUAGGAGCGGGUCCAGUACCCGUGAUGUAG
Molecule: messenger RNA, 4479 nt
Organism: Phytophthora nicotianae INRA-310
Lineage: Eukaryota; Oomycota; Peronosporomycetes; Peronosporales; Peronosporaceae
Exons: 2
Coding region: 1-4479 (1492 amino acids)
Source: RefSeq, a predicted model, not a curated record